This is a messenger RNA of Penicillium antarcticum, 1176 nucleotides long. Its product is annotated as PQ-loop repeat-containing protein. Gene Ontology annotation, biological process: basic amino acid transmembrane export from vacuole. The transcript has 2 exons. The coding region runs from base 1 to 1176 and encodes 391 amino acids. Gene Ontology annotation, cellular component: fungal-type vacuole membrane. The record is from RefSeq and is a predicted model, not a curated record. Lineage: Eukaryota; Fungi; Ascomycota; Eurotiomycetes; Eurotiales; Aspergillaceae.
AUGUUCCCCUCGCAGGCGGCUAAUUUUAACAUUGAGGCCCUGAGCGGCAUCUGUGGGUCAAUUUCAAUUGCCUGCUGGGUAGUUGUGUUCUCUCCGCAGAUUAUUGAAAAUUUCCGACGCGGCUCUGCAGAUGGUCUUUCUCUUCUUUUCCUGAUUGUCUGGUUGGCCGGAGAUGUAUUCAAUAUUCUCGGUGCUGUCAUGCAGGGUGUUCUGCCCACCAUGAUUAUCCUUGCUGUGUACUACACUCUAGCGGACAUAGUUUUACUGGGUCAAUGCUUUUACUACCGAGGAUUCAACCUCAGAGACGAGUUGUCUCCGUCGCCCACCCCGGGAGCUACACCAGUCAAUGGUACCAGCGAUGCCGAGGCUAGUGGCGCCGAGCACCCAGCACCAACUGAGAGAUCUGCACUGAUUCCCAAGUCUAACGGCCAUGUUCAACCCCAAGAACCUGCCCGGAACGCAGCUGGACAUUCUUCCCAAGAAGGUACACGCCCAGCCCAUGCCUCGGAGGGAAGAAGACACUCAGCAGCCUCGUACCAUGAUAUUUUUCACUCAUCAGUGGAUGGAACUCAUCUCUCCCCUGCAACCCCCUUCGUCGAGCCCGACUCCUCACGCAGCCGCUCCGAAAGAGCUCGCCGUCGCCGUAUUUCAACCGUCCAAACCAUCCUUUUCAAUUCUACCGCCGUGGCUCUCGUCUGUGCCGCGGGUGUGCUGGGAUGGUACGUCAGCCCAGCCUCGAAGUCCUCAGCACCUGAUGCGGAACCCCUUACUAUGGACGUCCUCGGCCAAGUCUUCGGGUACCUUUGCGCAGUACUGUACCUGGGAUCCCGUCUGCCCCAGCUCCUCCUGAACUUCCGCCGCAAAUCCACAGAUGGAGUUUCUUUGCUUUUCUUCCUCUUUGCCUGCAUUGGUAACCUAACAUAUGUGCUGUCCAUCUUGGCAUACUCGCCUGUUUGCCACCGCGAAUCGUCUUCUGUGGGUGCUAUGGGUCAUCGUCACCGCGAGAAGUGCCACCCCGGUGAGGCGGCUGCCUUAUAUGGGCGGUAUGUGCUGGUCAAUCUGUCCUGGCUUGUUGGUAGUGCUGGCACCCUUUUGUUGGAUAUGGCGAUCUUCGCCCAGUUCUUCCUGUACAGUGACAACAAGGGUGCUGAUGAUGAGUAUGAUGACCAGGAGUAG